Molecule: messenger RNA, 2525 nt
Organism: Phacochoerus africanus (Common warthog)
Lineage: Eukaryota; Metazoa; Chordata; Mammalia; Artiodactyla; Suidae
Product: putative testis-specific Y-encoded-like protein 3
Biological process (GO): nucleosome assembly
Cellular component (GO): chromatin; nucleus
Molecular function (GO): chromatin binding; histone binding
Source: RefSeq, a predicted model, not a curated record
GGUGCUGGGCCUGAUUCUGGAUGCCUGCUUGGAGCCAUUCCUUGCUUGGUACACCCCUGCACUUCACCCCAUUUUCACCACCGACUCCCAGUUCUCCCUGGGCGCCCGCCCAGGCGAGCCCCCUGCCACCCCGCCCACCCGCAGCCGGGGAGCCCUAGUGAAUCACAACCGGUAAGGGGUGGGGGCGCAAGGGGGCAGAGCGAGCCCCCUAGGAGAAGCCCAUGCUGCCGCACCUCCUCGGGCCGCGCGAUCCCGCCGCCAGGAUGGCCAGCAGCCGAGCCGUCCUUCUCGCGAGACGCAGUGCCUCCCGCACCCCGAGCCCCUCCAAGCCAGAGGCUCCUGCAGGUGAUAGUGGACGAAGGGGCGGGGAGCCUGGAGACCGCCGCGGGCCGGGUCCCCGUGUCUGGGACUCGAGAGGCGGGGGGACGCGGGUACCCUGAGCCCACAGCCAUCCCUGGGACCUCCCAGCUUGUCCUGGAGCGCCGGGAAGCGGCCUCCGCCGCCGCUGACCAGAGCCCCGAAGACGUCCUUGUCGGGGAAGGCGUCCCAGGGACCUGUGGCUCAGAAGGGUGGGGGGCUCGGCCUGAAGCCAGCGGGAAGGCCGAGGAAGUGACGGAGGAGAGGGCCAUCUUCAUGGAAGAGGCGGGGGUGGACAUGGGGAAGCAGCAGGUGGGAGAGGAGAGGGGGGUGGCGGAGAAGCUGGUGAGGGAGAAGAAACUGGAGGUGGGAGCAGGCACAGGAAGACCCGGGCCCGUAAACUUUGGUGGCCCAGAUGUGGACCCGGUGGAAGCCAUCUGCUGGGAGUUGGAGGCCGUGAAUGCCCAGGCAGACAGGGCCUACCUGCGCCUGGAGCGCAAGUUUGGGCGCAUGCGCCGGUUUCACCUAGCCCGAAGGAGCUUCAUCAUCCAGAAUAUUCCUGGCUUUUGGGUUACCGCCUUCCUGAACCACCCACAGCUGUCAGCCAUGAUCAGACCCCAAGACGAAGACAUUCUCUGCUACCUGAUGAAUUUGGAGGUGAGGGAGCUCAGGCACGCCAGAACCGGCUGCAAGUUUAAGUUCAGUUUUUGGAGCAAUCCCUUCCGGAACAAGGUGAUCGUGAAGGAGUAUGAGUGCAGAUCCUCUGGCCUGGUGGUUUCAGUCGCAAGUCGCAUCCACUGGCAACAGGGCCAGGAAUCCCCAGCCCUGGUCCACAGGAACCGGAACACUGUCCGCAGUUUCUUCAGCUGGUUCUCACAGCACAGCCUCCCAGAGGCAGACAGCGUUGCCCAGAUUAUUAAAGAGGACCUGUGGCCCAGUCCUCUGCAGUACUACCUGCUGGGGGAUAGACCUCACAGAGCUAGGAGAGGCCUAGCAAGGUGGCCCACAGAGGCCCCUCCUAGGCCAUAUGGUUUCCAGUCUGACUAAGUCCUGCCCUGGGACUACUUAAGACUCAUUUCUGCCUCCUGGGGACCUGUGCUUAGGCCAGCCAUGGCACUCUGCUGUCUGCUUUCUGUUCCAUGUACUCUGACCCCUUUGGACUUCAGUGGACUCAACUCCAAGAUUGUAGCCUUCAUGGCCAUGCUCAUCUGUUUCCAUGCAGCCUCCAUGCAUUCUCAUGACUGUCACAUGCCACAGUGUCUGCCUAAGCACCCAGUGCCAUGGACAUGUACUGCCAUCAGCUUCAUGGCCUGGACCUGUCUUUGAUCAUGGCUUUCCCUCCCUUUUUUGACAUGGGCACCUAGAAGUCAUCACUGGGACGAGCAGUGCCUACUACUUCAAAGCCACAACAUAUUGGGCUUCACGUUUAUCCUGCCCCCACACCUGGCUGUGGCAAGCUGAGUCUCAUCAUCCAGGAUGAAGUGGAUGCAUUUGGUGCUGGCUGUCAACCAGACUUGGACAUUCCAGGUCCCCAGGACCACAGGUCAGGCUACUGGAUUGUUGGGCAUUUAGCAGAAUGGGCAUGGGUGAGGUCAAGGACAUGAAGCAGUGGGCAGUGCUCUGGGUUGGUCCUACCUCCCAGGCUGCUAUUGCCUUGUGAAGGAUCGUGCUCUACUGAUCACUGGCUAUCACUCUGCUCAUGAGUUUUGCCCACGUUGCUCCUGGGUCUGCAAGGGCCUCAAGACCUGCCUGUGAACCCAGGUGAGCCACUUGCCAAUACACCACCCAAACCCCAGGAACACUGCCAUGCUGGCACAUCUGGGCAUGUUUCAAGGCAGGGGCAAAAACAGGGUCCCUUCCAGAAGCCUACCUUCCUGACUCCUAAUCACUGGACUUACACAGAAUCCAACUCCUCUGUCUCCACCUGUUUUUAGGCUGCCAAGCUGGGGGCACUGGAGAGGGGGUGUUUCUGCUCAUGAGGUCUGUCUCCGCCUGCCCAGAUUUCAUGUUUCCUUUCUUUUCCUUUCUUUUUCUUUCACCUCCCUUCCUCCCUCCCUCCCUUCCUUCCUUCCAAAUUGUUUUUAGUGGGUGGUUGGGAACAAAGUGUGUGCCAUUAGAAUAAGGCAAAUGUGUAUGGGAGUUCCCGUCGUGGUGCAGUGUUUAACGAA